CGGGUUGCAGAACUAACCGGUGUACACUUCCGGGUUUGCCACGUCCAAAAUCUAGUUACAAUAAUCUGGAAAUCUCUCCAAAUUCAAGAUGCCAGAGAAACUCACGGGUGUCAUUGCCAAGUUCUACGACGAGUACUACAACAGUACAUCAAAGCGACUGAAAAUCAUUGAUGCCUACUUGUUCUAUAUCUUUCUGACGGGGGUAUUCCAGUUUGGAUACUGUGCACUGGUUGGGACAUUUCCAUUCAACUCCUUUCUCUCCGGAUUCAUCUCGUCAGUUGGAUCAUUUGUUAUAGCAGUAUGCUUACGUCUCCAAGUAAAUCCCCAGAAUAAAUCAGAUUUUAUUGGAAUAAGCCCAGAGAGAGCAUUUGCAGACUUCAUCUUCGCCAAUCUAAUCCUUCAUCUUGUUGUCAUCAACUUCAUUGGAUAAAAGAUGAAUGAAACAGAAAAAUACAGCUGGGCCUUGUAAAUGUGUUAUUGUAUAAAUUAAUAAAUAUAAGAUGUGACUUUUUUUUAAAUGCCUUGUGUAGUUAUCGUCAUGAAGUAAAUGUUAGAGGAAAUAAAAGUUCUUGUGUU
Molecule: messenger RNA, 576 nt
Organism: Mya arenaria
Lineage: Eukaryota; Metazoa; Mollusca; Bivalvia; Myida; Myidae
Product: dolichyl-diphosphooligosaccharide--protein glycosyltransferase subunit dad1-like
Exons: 3
Coding region: 89-430 (113 amino acids)
Biological process (GO): protein N-linked glycosylation
Cellular component (GO): membrane; oligosaccharyltransferase complex
Source: RefSeq, a predicted model, not a curated record